AUAGUUAUUCCAUGGGGAUUCGUUGCUCUCUCCAGACAUGGCCAAGACCAGCUUUUGUCUGGUGCCGAUGAUCUGCCAGUUUCUGGGACUACAAGCUGCUUUACUGGACUCUUUGUUAAGUCAAAGUAAUAUUUACUAUCUGAAAGCCUCUGCCGAUGUCACCUUGGAGAAUGUGGAUCAUGUGGAAUCGGUGGAGUCGGUCAAGUUGAUUGUGCACGGUUAUCUGGGAUCGCGCACCCAUGGCUCUAUUAUGCCUCUAAGAAAUGCUUACACUGCCCAGGGAUUUGAGAAUGUUCUAGUGGCUGACUGGGGUCCAGUGGCCAAUUUGGAUUAUCCAACCUCGCGCUUGGCAGUGAAGAAAGUGGCUCGAGUUCUGGCGAAAUUACUGGAGGAAUUCCUUCAGAGACAUGGCAUAAACCUAGAAGGAGUCCAUAUCAUAGGUCACAGCUUGGGGGCUCACAUCGCCGGACUAAUUGGACGUUACUUCAAUGGAACUUUGGGCAGAGUUACAGGUUUGGAUCCUGCUCUUCCGCUUUUCUCCAGUCGAUCGGACGACAGUUUGCACUCGAAUGCUGCCCAAUUCGUGGAUGUCAUACACACGGAUUAUCCCUUGUUUGGGGACAUAAGACCCCGAGGAACUGUGGACUUUUACCCGAAUUUCGGGCUUGCUCCUCAACCUGGAUGCGAAAAUGUGGAUGUUGUUGCAGCCAGUAAGCUACUUCAUGAGGCUUAUAGUUGCAGUCAUAACAGAGCUGUUAUGUUUUACGCUGAAUCAAUUGGAAUGUCCAAAAAUUUUCCAGCGAUUCGUUGCAGUUUGAAGGCCAUUAAGAGUCGACACGUUGAGGAUUGCUUAAGGGAAAAAUCUCAGGCUAAUAAUACGGAUAAUGCAGAUAGUGUUUUUAUGGGUGAAAAUGUGAGUCGCAGCGCCACCUUGUAUUAUUAUUUGGCAACUAACGGAGCGCCACCCUACGGCCAGGGCAGGAACUCACGGCUUUAGUAUUCCCUUUGAUUUUCAACAACAGAUGGCGCCAGCUGUCCCCCUAGGUGUGGACUAUCCUUAUUUUUCAAACCGUCUGGCAAUAUCAUUGGGGAAACCCCCUUCCAAACAAAUUUCCAAUGAAUAAGAACUUCCAGAUAUCACUCAAUAAAAAAGAAGUCAUCUAAGCA
This is a messenger RNA of Drosophila biarmipes, 1167 nucleotides long. Its product is annotated as lipase member H-A. The coding region runs from base 38 to 997 and encodes 319 amino acids. NCBI's taxonomy places the organism in Eukaryota, Metazoa, Arthropoda, Insecta, Diptera, Drosophilidae. The record is from RefSeq and is a predicted model, not a curated record. Gene Ontology annotation, biological process: lipid metabolic process. The transcript is spliced from 4 exons. Gene Ontology annotation, molecular function: lipase activity.